AAUGAGUGACUGUAUUCGUCUGAAUAUUUACCCCUUUCCUCGGGUUCUGCAACAAUGCGAGCAACAGUCACGGUGAUCCUAAUUGUUGCUUCUUUGACAGCUUAUUAUGUGUAUAUCCCACUUCCGAAUACGGUCUCCGAACCCUGGAAAUUGAUGCUGCUGGAUGCAACGUUCAGAGGAGUGCAGGAUAUGUGUCAUCUGGUGCAGCAGCUAGGACUUGGCCACCACCUGAAGGCGCUGAAUUUUGUCAUUAAUACAUUUGAGAUGUUUGCCCCACAAUCAAAUGAAAUGGUUGAAGUGACAGACACAACAUUUGAUGGAGUACAAGUCAGAGUGUUUGAACCCAAGAAGAGGCUGAAUGGUGAAUUGAAACGAAGCAUUAUUUACAUACAUGGUGGAGGCUGGGCUUUGGGAAGUGCACGAAUGCGAUCAUAUGACCACCUUUGUCGGAAGAUAACUAAUGUUAUGAAUGCUGUUCUUGUCUCUAUUGAAUACCGUCUUGUUCCAGAGGCUCAUUUUCCUGAGCAGAUUAAUGAUGUUUACAGUGCUACUAGAUAUUUUCUACAGCCUGAGAUCUUGUCACAGUAUUCAGUGGAUCCAAAUCGAAUUGCAAUUUCUGGAGACAGUGCUGGAGGAAACUUAGCUGCUGCUGUAAGCCAGCAGCUUGUUCUAGACAGAAGCAUCACCAUCCAACUCAAGCUUCAAGCUCUUAUCUAUCCAGUACUUCAGGCUUUUGACUUCAAUACUCCUUCUUAUCAACAAAACAUGGCUGCACCCAUCUUGUACAAACAAGUCAUGGCCCGUUUUUGGUUGGAGUAUCUAAAUGGUGACCCAAGAUUUGUCCAGGCAAUGUUGGUCAACAAUCAUACAGCUUCAGACCAAAGUCAGCUGACUUCCAUUCGAGCUCGUUUAAACUGGACAAAGCUAUUACCACAGUCAUUUAAAAAAAACUUCAAACCUGUUGUCCAGGUAAUGGGAAGUCCACAAGUUAUCAAGGAGUUGCCAGCAUUGCUAGACCCAAGAGCAGCUCCACUAAUUGCAGAUAAAGAAAUUCUGCAACUCUUACCAAGGGCUUACAUUCUGACCUGUGAGCAUGAUAUUCUGAGAGAUGAUGGAAUAAUGUAUGCAAAACGGUUAGAAGAUGCUGGAAUAGAAGUGACUUUAGAUCAUUAUGAAGAUGGAUUUCAUGGUGCUAUGAUAUUUGCACUGCCCCCUACCAGUUUUGAUGUGGGAAACAAGAUCAUGAACAACUAUAUAAACUGGCUAGACAAAAAUUUGUGAACAUUUGGUCAGAGUUGGGAAGUUCAAUAGGUAGUAUUACUGCAAGUUCUUUUGAAAAAGACCUUCAUAUUUGUGCAAUGCAACAAUCCAAUGCAAAGUUUUAUUGAGAAAACUGAAUCUGCCUUGUUGGGCUUGAUCUGGGUGUAAUGUGUGUUUUUUGUACUGCAGCAAAUCUGUAUCAGGACAAAGCAUAAUUUGGAAAGAAGUAGUUGUGAUAAUUUUUGGCAAUGUUUUGAUGAGGGCUAAAAGUGAUUUUGGCCUAACCAUAAUUCUAAAAUAAACAUGUUUUUGAAGAAAAUAUCAUUAGUUCAAAAAAGGUGUGUGAUGACUAUGUCACUGAUGGAAAUUGCCUUUUUUGUAAACUUAAGUGUCAUUUUAACUACAUAAUGGUCAGUGAUAUUGUACAGAUUUAUCUUUGUAGACUUGAUUGAAUAUGAAACAGAACUGUAUGCAGUUAAGCAGAAUGCCUAGGACAACCCCCACAAGAAUAGUUUUGGUGGAAUCAAAGAACUAUUGAGUUCCAAGUUGAUUCUACUUACUUGAUACCUAGAAGAAUAAAAAAUAAUUUCCAUAAGUACAUAGGUAAUAGGAGCAAGAGUUGUCAAUUAAAUAAUGUCAUAACUGAUUUUCUGCCUAGCGCUCAACUUCCUUUAUUAUUUUCAUAAUUUUUGGUUCUCAUAGUAUUCCCAAACCCAUCCCUGCCUGGAAUAUUUACAACAUAAUUUUUUAAUCAUAUAUCUAAAUGGCCAGACUGAGUGCCAACUAGGGCGAACAUGUUUAUGCCUCAUCCAGAAAUCUGAAUAUUUCAGUGAGAUUACACUUAUUCCUUUACAUGUAGGGAAUAGAGACUUAGUACCCUCAACCCAGAAAUCAAUCUGGUGAACAUUCAGUGCACAUCCACUAAAACUAUAUUUCUUUAGAAACCAAAAUAAUGUUCUAUAUCUGUUUUUUCACCAAACCCUACAUUAUUGUAGAAAAUACUGAAAGCACUCAGCUUGUCAACAGCAUCUGUGGACAGAGAAACAGAGUUCAUGUCUCAGGUCCAAGACCCUUCAUCAGACUUCGGUUCUGAUAAAGAGCCUCGGAC
Pristis pectinata (smalltooth sawfish) is the source of this 2368-nucleotide messenger RNA. RefSeq names its product neutral cholesterol ester hydrolase 1-like. The record is from RefSeq and is a predicted model, not a curated record. The coding region runs from base 55 to 1281 and encodes 408 amino acids. Gene Ontology annotation, cellular component: membrane. Gene Ontology annotation, molecular function: carboxylic ester hydrolase activity. Lineage: Eukaryota; Metazoa; Chordata; Chondrichthyes; Rhinopristiformes; Pristidae. The transcript is spliced from 5 exons.